Molecule: messenger RNA, 2969 nt
Organism: Bolinopsis microptera
Lineage: Eukaryota; Metazoa; Ctenophora; Tentaculata; Lobata; Bolinopsidae
Product: sodium-dependent neutral amino acid transporter B(0)AT3-like
Exons: 16
Coding region: 351-2225 (624 amino acids)
Biological process (GO): sodium ion transmembrane transport
Cellular component (GO): plasma membrane
Source: RefSeq, a predicted model, not a curated record
AGUGGCUGCCUCUUUUCAUUGUAAUUUGUACUAUUCGUAUUCAUAGCUCCCACCCUUGAUUUGCGGCAAACCCCCCAGUCGCUUUGAUUACGUCAUCACACUAUAUACAGUAUACCCUGUACAAUAUACAUUAUACAUCUGUAAAUUCCAGAUACUGCUACAAUUAUCUCUCUCUGGGCCAUUGCCAGGAGAACAAUAGACUGUCAAGUCAGCCGACCUUUUGAUCUAUAAUUAUUGGCGCCGUACUUCUGUAGAAUCUGUAUUGUACUGCGUUUCUAUUGUGCUGUGUUUGAUUGCAAGAUUGUGCAGAAGUAGGGAACUCUCUAGAAUCUCUACCAUCAAGGCAAUGCAUGGAUUUAGAACGGGUUUUAAUUCAUCAUGACCAGCUAGAAGUUGAAAUUAGGGACGCCGACUACAACCCAGUAACAGAUGACGAGAAGAAUCGAACAGAAGAGGUAGAUAAAAUCCCAAGUGAUGGUCGUGAACAGUGGGGAAGUAACCUUGAGUUUAUACUCUCAACGAUAGGGUCCGUGGUGGGGCUCGGUAACUUGUGGAGAUUUCCCAUCAAAGUUAAACAGUAUGGAGGAGCGGUGUUCCUGAUACCAUACUUCACGAUGUUGGUGAUAGAGGGAGUUCCACUCUUCCUGGUGGAACUCUGGAUAGGACAGAAGUUCCGAUCAGGUUGCAUUGGAGGCUUCUACAAAAUCCACAAAGCUCUAAGUGGAAUUGGUUUCGCGACUUGGAUGAUAGGGUUCUACACGAAUCUGUACUACAAUGCAAUCAUUAUGUACACUAUUUAUUACUUCUUCGCUUCCUUUCAAAAGACACUCCCCUGGGCUGCAGAUUGUCCUAUCGGCGACGAUUACCCUGCGAAUUGCUGUACUAACAACACUAAAUCUUCUUAUUAUUGGUACUACGAAGUGCUGCACAUAAGUCCUGAUAUCUCAACAGCAGGCUCCUUUAACUGGGACAUCACCCUCUGUCUUCUACUCGCCUGGGUUACUUGCUUCCUCUGCAUGGUUAAAGGUAUCAAGACCUCUGGUAAGGUCGUGUACGUGACUGCCGUAUUCCCUUUUAUUGCCCUAGUUGGUCUUUUCAUUAUGGGCAUGACUCUGGAGGGUGCUAUGGAGGGUGUCAAAUACUUCUUCGAUCCUACUUAUAGAUUUGCUGCUGACGCCGAGAUGGACGCCAAAAACAACGUUACAAUUUUAAGCAGCUGGAGACAUUUGUACAAUCCGUACUGCUGGCUUGAGGCUGCUGCUCAGAUCUUCUACAGUCUGUCAUUAGGAUUUGGAUCAUGUAUAGCUUUCUCUUCGUACAAUCCGCCCAAAACUAACUUCUACAAACACGCUCUGUGUAUCUCGGUGGUGAACAGUGUUACCUCAAUCUUCGCUGGUGUUACCAUAUUUGCUAUCGUUGGUAGCAACGCCUACAAGAAUAAUAUUUCUAUCGAUCAACUGGCUACAGGACCCGGACUGGCUUUCAUUGCAGUGUCGGAAGCUAUUGCAACAACUCCCGCCGCGCAACUCUGGAGUGCUCUGUUCUUCGUGAUGUUGUUCAUGUUGGGUAUUGACUCACAGUUUGCUGGUAUUGAGGGUAUGAUGACUGCACUUGAUGACACAACACUCAUACCAAAAGCAAUUCCUCGCCCCGUCGUUAUGGGUCUUUUCUGCUCUUUCUCUUUCCUCCUGGGCCUCCCCUUUGGGAUGCAGAACGGCCAGUACCUCGUGGACCUCUUCGACAACUUCUCUGCCAACUUCCCCCUCAUGAUGGUGGCCUUCUUUGAGGUCAUCGCUGUUUCUUGGGUUUACGGGAUCGACAGAUUCUGUGAAGAUUUCGAGGAGAUGACCGGAUACUACCCCAACAUAGUGUGGAGGAUCAUGUGGGUUGUGGUGACCCCCCUCAGUCUGGCUUUCGUCCUCAUCUACUCUCUUGUGGAUCAGCUUCAAACUCCUCUUCUGUACGGCAAAUUCGUUGGCUGUAAUGCCGAUGGCGAUAGUUGGACUGAAGAUGUGAAUUACCCUCCAUGGGCUUGGGGCCUUGCUGGAAUCCUCGUCUUCUCAUCCUUCCUCUUCAUCCCCGUCAUGGCUGCCAUUGCAUUCCUCCCGAAAGUACUUGGUCCUAAGUGGGAGAUUACUCUACCGCUGGUGGCUGCCGUUGAGGACGCGAAGAAGAAGAACGGAGCCAUGGCGAUGACUGGAAACUAUCCAAAUAGUGCCGCAUGAUCAAUUUGAAUUAGGUUCAUUGUUAUGCUAGGAAAUUUACUUUACGAUGGAUUUAAUUGAAAUCAUCUGCAGCAGGCAGGUUUAUGCUGAAAACAGGGCAGUAAGAUUUCGAUAUCAUUUUAAAAGCUGGUCAAUGUUGUUGGUUUCCUUCUUUCGGCAAAGUGAAAUUAGCUUUCCGUUGGGAAAAGUUUAGUCAUUGAAAAAUGAGCAUUACAUAGCCAAAAGAGGGAAUGCAACAUUUAUUGAUCACCAUUGACUAUUAGGUUGUAUCUGUGAAUUGUGUAUUAUCACCCCUUAGAUAGGUCAAAUAGGUUAACAUUAAUGUAAUUAAUUAUUAUCAUAAUUUACUCAUAUAUCAUAGUGUAUUGUUUAGAAAGAGAUUUUCCUUUAUUGACGAAAUGUAGAAUGAAAUAAUAUCUUAAUAAUUUAUAAGAACUGGUUUAAAUUUAUCAACUUUUUAAAAUAUUUUACGGUUUUCCGAAGAGAUGUGCAAAGCGCAAUUUCUAAAAUAAAAGUUUACAUUGUCAGUUUAAAGUUAGGACAAGCCAAUUUAUAUGAUCGGCCUUAAGAAUGUACUAAAUGUAAAUUUGUGUGAAAAAGUCCAUCAUAGCCGCAAUGACAGUUUUUUAGAUAAUGCCAUAUAAGUGAUGUUACCAUUUGUCAUCGCAAACUUGAAUUUCAAAUUCACGGCUUUUCUGAAUGUAGUUGGUUAUUGUGUUUGAUAGUUUCUAAAUAUUUAUCAAA